AUGCCGCCGCCUGGCGAGACGGCGGCGCCCUUGAAGGGCCCUGCGCCUCCUGCAGGGGGCCCGACUCCGUCUCUGGAGCCCGCAGUUGGUGGCUCGUCUCCUGGCGCGCGGACGGCGCCACUCGCCAGGCCUGAACCGCUAGGGCGAGGAUCGUGUCCUCCCCACACCACGACCCCGAUCGACCCUCACCCCACCAAACUCUCUCUAUCUCUCCUCUCAUCCACAACCGCCGCCGCACUCAUCCGCCCGGUGAUCCCACCAGCCGGCGCCCUCUGCCCUCAUCCCCUCCACCUUCCCCCACCUUCUAUCCAUCUAUAUGCCCCUAGACUAGAUCGAGCAGGCGGGCGCUGUCAGAUCGGGAUCGGUCAUGCCCACGGCGGGGCAUCUGGAUCCACGAAGGGGAGUGGAGGACGACAGCGGCGGCGACGGAGGGCACGGCAGCGCCGGUGGCGGCGGCGAUGCAGGCGGUGCUGGCGCGGGCGGGGCGCGCGGCGGAGCAGUCCGGGCGGGCGGCAGAGGAAGACCAAGCCGGUGUCCCUGCUGUGGCAGCUCUACGACGCCGGCCACCGCUGCUUCAGCGAGAACUACAUCCAGGAGUUCGUCACCAAGGCGCCGCAUCUUCCAGAAGAUAUCCGGUGGCAUUUUGUCGGGCACUUGCAGAGCAACAAGGUGAAAUCGCUUGUAGGCACUCAGGAAGGUGCCAAGGAGAUGCUGGACCAAGGCGUGGAGGCACUGCGAGCUGAAGAGCACAUAGCUGCAGAUGCUGGAGGCCGGGCCGGUGAGCCGAGGAUUGGAGGUAGCGCUGAUUGGUGUUUUUAUGAAGAGAUAGGAUGCCACUGUUUGGUGUUUUUAUGCAUUUUGGUUUGCUUGUAACUGUGUUUGCACUAGCUGGGAGUAAGUGACUUGGCAAGAAGUGUAGGUGUUUUAAUUGAAGGCAUGAAAAGCCAUGCCAAUAUGUAUGCUCUUACAGGAUGUGCUCUAAUGCCGCUGGUUUAUUAUAAAUCUUGGAUUAGUAAUGAUGUGUA
This is a messenger RNA of Triticum aestivum (bread wheat), 1025 nucleotides long. RefSeq names its product atherin-like. Gene Ontology annotation, cellular component: intracellular anatomical structure. Gene Ontology annotation, molecular function: pyridoxal phosphate binding. The transcript is spliced from 4 exons. The record is from RefSeq and is a predicted model, not a curated record. Bases 1 to 873 code for a protein of 290 amino acids. NCBI's taxonomy places the organism in Eukaryota, Viridiplantae, Streptophyta, Magnoliopsida, Poales, Poaceae.